AAUGCUGUCUUAAGUCUGUGUUAAUCGUUUACCAACACUUCACAACUGCGCAAAUACGCGACAUUUAACAUCUUUUGAAAUUUAAUUUAUCUGUAUACAUUGUGUAAAAUGAAUGCAAUGGAUGCGAACAAUAUGGUAUGUUGUCCUUACAACAAGGCGCAUAAAAUGCUGCGCAAAAAACUGCAACAACACAUACUGAAAUGUCGAGAAAUCUACAAAGACGAAGUGGAACUGCUUGUAUGUCCAUUUAACAAGGCGCAUCUUAUACCUGAGCCAGAUUUUUUACAACACACAAGAUCGUGCAUCGAUCGAAAAAUCAUUGCGCAUUAUCAGCACAAUGCGCCCGCCACCAUAAACGAAGAGACGAAACACGAAAAAAUUGAAACAGAAGAGAACUGGGACGACGAAUAUGUGCCAGACUAUGAUCCACAACAGUAUGUUGUCAACGCAAACAUUGUUCGUGAGCCGAAUGGCAUGUUCCCCUCACAGCGCAAGGCAUUUAUAAAAGAGGAGCGCAAGCGUUUGCUAGGUGAAGACAGCGACGGAGAAACCAGUGGGAGCACGCAAAGAGUAAAAGCGCCAACUAAGACCAAAGCCAACUCCACAGUAACACAGCGUUCGGCGCCCUACAAAUUACCAAAUCGUAAUCGCUGACUUAGAACAAAUUGCAAUUUG
This is a messenger RNA of Drosophila hydei, 675 nucleotides long. RefSeq names its product gametocyte-specific factor 1 homolog. Bases 109 to 654 code for a protein of 181 amino acids. The transcript has 2 exons. Lineage: Eukaryota; Metazoa; Arthropoda; Insecta; Diptera; Drosophilidae. The record is from RefSeq and is a predicted model, not a curated record.